Messenger RNA from Fusarium coffeatum, 2184 nucleotides. RefSeq lists its product as uncharacterized. Bases 1 to 2184 code for a protein of 727 amino acids. The record is from RefSeq and is a predicted model, not a curated record. Lineage: Eukaryota; Fungi; Ascomycota; Sordariomycetes; Hypocreales; Nectriaceae. Gene Ontology annotation, molecular function: oxidoreductase activity. The transcript is spliced from 8 exons.
AUGCCUACUUUCCAUCCCACUAAGCCUGACGGGCCCUUCAUCGUCAAGGGAAUCACUCCCGACCAGCCAGGAACUGGUGGCAUUCGCCUGGAGCUGCGCGAGUUUAAGAAGAACGCUGAUCUCUGGAAUCUUUAUAUUCUCGGUCUCUGGCAGUUUCAGCUGGUUCCCAAAGAAGAUCAACUUUCCUACUUCCAAAUCGCUGGUAUUCAUGGAGAGCCGUAUGAAUCCAGGCCUGUGGGCGACAAGAAAAUUGAAGGCCUCCAGAAGCAGGAAGAUGGGUUCUGCACGCACUCAUCCAUUUUGUUCUUGACCUGGCAUAGGCCCUACCUCGCACUAUUUGAGGCCAUUUUGAAGCAGGCCAUUGACUUUGUGGCGCAGCAGUUUACCGCUGAGGAAGGCCGUGACAAGUACCUUAAAGCGGCCAAAUAUUUCCGCAUGCCAUUUUGGGGCAAGUUUAUCCAAUCCCAGGGAUCAAUCAGGAGUUUACUGACAGAAUGUCUCAUAGACUGGGCUCGUCCUGGACUUCCAGUGUUUCCGGAAGAAGCAACCGAUUCCGACAAAGCUCGGGUUAUCAUUCCGAAGAGCUUGCUACAAGAAUAUCCUGACUUGAAGAAGGGUGCCGACGGAUUUGUUGAGAUCCAGAAUCCACUCUACUCGUACAAAUUCCCGUCUGGCAUCGCCAAGUCGUUCCAAAUCGAGGGCCUUCAGACUACGACCCGCUACCAGUCUCAAGGCAGCACCGUUGUCCGGAGCGCGACUGAGCAAAAGGAUGAUAUCCUUGGCAGGCUAACUCCCUUCUCCCGAGAGGUCAAUCCAUUAGAAGGGAAAAUUCGUGUUUUUCACCAGGUUAGCCACAAUCAAUGGGAUCCCAAGCGCAAGCCUCGCAUCAUCGAUGGACAACCAUCAAAGACCAGCGGUCUAGGAUUCGGAAGUAUUGAGGAUAUACACAAUUCCCUUCACACCCUCGUCGGUGGUCAAGGGCGUGAUAACCUCAAUCGCCCAAGGACUGGCCAUAUGAGCAAAGUCCCCAUCUCGGCCUUUGAUCCGAUUUUUUGGCUCCACCAUACCAACAUCGACCGUCUAGUAUCCAUCUGGGAAGGCCUCCAUGCCAACCCGAAGGACCCAAAGGCUUGGGUGACCACCAAGUCAUCUGAUUGGGGUAAUUGGACCACGGCUGAAGGGGAAGAUGAAGGUCCCAACACCCCGCUGGUCCCAUUCUACAAGGAUGCCAGUAACUUCUGGACAUCUGACGAUGUUCGUGAGACUGUCAAGUUUGGCUAUGCCUACCCUGAGACCAAAUCUUGGGCCUUCAAGAAUCCAGAGGACUAUCGCAAAGAUAUCUACAGCAAGCUUGAGGCCCUCUAUCCGACAGGAUCUCUCGCUACAAUGGUUGCCGCAACUAACGCUGGAAACAUGAGGCCCGAGGAGGCACUUCAAACACGAGCUAAACGACUUGCUCGCGUCACUGCUAUUGAGGAGCCUACCACGGCAAUUACGGCUCUCUCCAUUGCUAAGGCCGUAUCAUCACUAGAUGGCAGGAAGGAAGUCAUAGACGCUCUUCCAGACGUACAAGUACCCAGAGUCAAGGUUCCAGAGGACAGAUCUCUGCGCAAGCUAGUCCCGGAGAACAGCUACCUCGAAUGGCUCGUCAACAUCAAAGCCAUGAAGCAUGUGCUUGGAGGCCAAUACCUUGUCCAUGUAUUCUUGGGCCCCGUUCCACCCGAAGAAUCUACCUGUCUAUACGCCGUCUCUCCCAACCACGUUGGCACAUUCUCUCCGCUAGGACAAGACCCGAAGACUUCCUGUGGUAAGUGCAAGGUAGACCAGGCGGCCAACAUGGAGAUCACGGGUCAGAUUCCUCUUACCAUUGCGCUUGUUGAACGUUACUUUGCCGAUGAGUUAGAGAGUCUUUCUGAAACUCAUGUUAUCGAGUAUCUUCAAAAGAACCUUCAUUGGGAAGUUCUUGACGAUUCUGGAAAGAGACAACGCGGUAAUCGAUCAGCUGUUGAUGGACUGCUCGUCGGUGUUAUCAGCAACAAGGUUACUCUUCCCGGGAACGGAAGUGACUUUGCUCAGUACUCGGAUGAUGUCACUGUCUAUCCGGAGAUCACUACCAAGGCCAAUACAGAAGAUGGUGGCCGUGCUGAAGGGACUGGUAUCACGGAGGAUAACAAAUACUUUUAA